GCGCGGAGCCAGGCCGAAAAAGAAGCUGCGAAAAACAAAGUAUUCAAGUACAAACAACUUAUGGAGCUGGCCUUGCAGCAGCGACAGGAAAUGAGACAUUGUAAGGAGGCGUUGGUAACCGGAGAGGCCCUGGAUAACGACUUGGUAUUGUCAUCACAGUUGCUCAGAAUAAAUCCAGACGUAUACACGUUAUGGAAUCACCGGAAAGAGAUGAUCGUGGCAUCUGGGGUCCUUCGGCAAGAGGCAGAGGGUGGAGAGACAGAGAAAGAAGAGUGUGAAAGCGAAAGGGAGGGAGGCAAAGCGCCUCUACCCCCGGGGUCAUUUUUACAAACGGAACUCGAUCUAGUGAUCGAUUGUAUUCGCAAGAAUCCAAAGUCAUAUGGUGCCUGGCACCAUCGCCG
This is a messenger RNA of Nannochloropsis gaditana CCMP526, 401 nucleotides long. Its product is annotated as rab alpha subunit. The record is from RefSeq and is a predicted model, not a curated record. The transcript has a single exon. Gene Ontology annotation, molecular function: Rab geranylgeranyltransferase activity. The annotation marks the transcript as partial. Gene Ontology annotation, biological process: protein geranylgeranylation. Gene Ontology annotation, cellular component: cytoplasm; Rab-protein geranylgeranyltransferase complex.